Truncatella angustata is the source of this 3042-nucleotide messenger RNA. RefSeq lists its product as uncharacterized. The transcript is spliced from 2 exons. The record is from RefSeq and is a predicted model, not a curated record. The coding region runs from base 228 to 2978 and encodes 916 amino acids. Lineage: Eukaryota; Fungi; Ascomycota; Sordariomycetes; Amphisphaeriales; Sporocadaceae.
CGAGAACUACUGUUGGGGGUCAUUCUCGGAGCUGCACGCCCAACUCAAAAACAUUCACUCACUACAUAUAUAACGUUCAUGUUAGCGCACUAAUGGAAUGAUAUAGCUACUGUGCCCAAGCUCAGUCGGUGAGGAGAUUACAUGUACGCUCCUGUGUCAGUUGAGUUGCACACGCCGUGACGCGAAUUCAGUCUUGGCCCGUCACUUUUACCGACUACAAUCAAACAAUGCCCACUAACUACUGCCAAACCCCCACUAUGGAAGCAGCUGUGCAGCAGGCCGAGGAGCUGAAAGACCUUCGCGAGACACGCAGGCUCGAAGAGGAUGCUAUUCGCCGGCGAUACAUGUCUUUGAUCAAAGCCACAAGAGACGUAUCGGAGUACAUCAAACUCAACGACGAAAAGGUCACUAGAAUAGAGGCACUGGCCUCCAGAUACAAAGGAUUGGAGGCCGACCUGGCCGAAAGCCAUAAACGAGCUAAUGAUCUAACCGCGCUACAUCAUCAGCAAGUCUCGAGUUCGCCGGCACCUGCACCCACCUCAUUCAGCCAUGACAAUAACACAGAUCAAGGUCCAAGGAACGAGGAAACCGAGGAACAGGCAAGUCUCAGGGACAUACCAGCUAGCCAAUCGCGGCCAUCCACAGAGGUACGACGAGAAAUCUCCCGUAGUCAGCAUCAAUUAAUUCUCAGGAUCCAGAGCAUUCACGGCCACCAGAAGCGAAAAGCAUCGUUUGAAGUUUCAAAGGACGUCAAACGGUCCCGGCCUGACUGUUUGGCAGAUACUCACGGGACUGCCGUUACUGACCCAGCAGCAUCCACUGCAGCACCACAACCCAGCCAGCAACAAGCCCCGUCCACAGCACAAGAAAUCUCCUAUGCUGAAGUACGCCGGCGUGCUACCGAAGAUGGACAUUGGGACUCCAUCAUGGAAUAUCCUCCUCGCGGAAAGGCUUGGUACAUCCUUUACUGUCAAGAUCACCAUGUGCACUUUAAGCAAUCUGCCAUCCGUGCUGCGGCCAAACAUCUCAACUCGUCGGCCCACAACUUCCCCAACCGGAACAGUUUGCCUGCCAUAGCGGCACUUGGGUUUCGCAUCCCUGACUGUACGCCUGAACUAGCCUCAAAAUACAAUAGAGAUGUCGAGACUGCAUAUAAAUGUGGAUACGAGCCAGCCAAUGCCACCAAGUACUCUGGAAAGAAAGUCAAGUAUCCUUUCGAGGGACAAGGGGAUCACCCUGAUCAACACGAUUCAACACGGCCAGAACCAAGACUGAUACCAAAGGCAAACAAUGGCUCGUCAUCUGGCCUUGCAUUGGAGCCGGCGCCAACCCAGCACUUGGUCGCCAAUCCAAAGACUUUCCACAUAUACUACUCCGAGUUUCCGGAAGACGUGGACGGCGAAAGAAUCAUCACCUACUGGCCGGUCAUCAUUCUAGGCUGGGAUGACCUCAGACCGGGCAAAAUCCCAAAUGAUACAUCCAACAUAAACAUACAGUGGAAUACCUUGCACGAAACCGGCCUGCUCAGAGACGAGAACAAGCCUCCCAGAUGCUAUGAAUAUGGUGAUCAAGGAAUCCUUGGAUGGGCGGCUGGCUACGACGAUAGUAGCAGCGCGAUAAAACUCAGAAAUCGAAAGUUUCCAGUCAUGUAUUUCGACGACUUCAGGUCCUUUGGCUGGGUAUCUGCAACGUGGCUGUCCAAGUUCGGCUUAGAGAGGAGAGGGCCGCCAAAAAGGCGAGGAUAUUCAGAAAUAGCUUUCCAUGAAGCACGGGAGUUUGUUGCUAAAAGGGAAGGGUUUGCCGACUGGGGCGAAAGAGAGCGAGCAAGGAAGAAUGGGACUUUAGCUCGCUGGACGCCUCGUGUUGAGCAACCGUCUUCCCGCGCAGACUCGAGGACUAACACCACAAACCCUACUCGAAGCUCCGACAAAGACAAGUCAGGCUCGCUGGAGCCAGUGUGUUCUGAUGACGAGCUCCGGGCACUGAAGGAGAACGCAGUAGAAAUACCUGGAGACGACGAUUACAAGGAUUUGGACGACGAUGACCCUGGCGAGGAUGGCGAGGAUACUGAUACUGAUGCUGAUAUUGAUGCGGACGUGAUGCCGAACCUUGAGAAAACAGAGUGGCCCUCAAAUCACAGCGCACAAAGCGAGGAUAGGGCAAGCUCGGUGCCAGAGGACCUCCAUGUUACUCGCCCGUCACCUCGAGAACCAACGAUACCUCCAAUGCCGCCUAAAACAAACGAGCAGACGCUCGAACCUCGAGCCCCCACGCCAGUGACGGCCAUCGGCCCGACGCGCAAAUUCACUGCAAAACGGACAGGAAUGUCUCAAUUUAGGGCAUCGCUACCGCCUCGGCCAAUAAAGUCGGCUAGCGCUCUUCCGCCACUUGAGUCUAUAGCAUCGCUACCGCCGCGUCCAUUGGCACCGGUUGCGGGUCCCUCGCCUCUUGAAUUGCUAAAGCAACCGACUGCACAGGCGUCGAUCAGUGACAAGAACCCGACAGCUGAAGAAUCGGGUCAGCCUAUUAUCACACGCGUAACUCAUACAAUCAAUCUGCCACGGACUGCAGCGACUACUCCACCAGUAGCUUCUAAUGAACUCACAGGCCCGCACCGCUUCGAGGUAUGCGAGUAUGAUAGUGAUGGGUACCACUGGAAAAGAUCAAGUUGUACAGAAAACGGGAUCAGACUUUUUCAAGUGGAGGACGGAAAAGGACUGCAGUCUUCGCCUGGAUGUCCGGUGAAUGUCAGGAUCGAUGCGGCCGAAUGGGGAGCGCUUAGCAACAAGUCCAUAACCGGAAAUUGUAUAGUCACAAUUACCCGCACAGAUGGCACUAAAUCAAUCAAGAUGAUAUUCGAUCGUAAGGAUGGGGAUGAUACGGUCAAAAGAGGACGACAGCAGGCCAGAGACUUUGUAAGCUGGCUACGGGGCGAGCGGAAGAAGUUGAAUUUGACGCUCGACGCUUCCUUGGGUUGACGGGAUGCUUUUCAAGGAACUUUGGGAAUGGUCCUACCGUUGGCAACAUUGGGGGGGGGGGGGG